Halichondria panicea is the source of this 12664-nucleotide messenger RNA. RefSeq names its product microtubule-actin cross-linking factor 1-like. The transcript is spliced from 58 exons. Lineage: Eukaryota; Metazoa; Porifera; Demospongiae; Suberitida; Halichondriidae. The record is from RefSeq and is a predicted model, not a curated record. The coding region runs from base 217 to 12318 and encodes 4033 amino acids. Gene Ontology annotation, cellular component: actin filament bundle; cell projection; cell junction. Gene Ontology annotation, molecular function: actin lateral binding; microtubule binding; calcium ion binding. Gene Ontology annotation, biological process: actin filament bundle assembly; actin cytoskeleton organization.
CUACUUGUACUUUGACCUUGCUCGAUGAGAGCUUCUCCCAUGUUCUAGUUCUGUUGACUCAUUUGAGACUGGUUCUUUUGCUGUCAUUACUACACAUUCAGGAGAUACGAAACUGUUUGAUACAGCCUCGGUGUGACAGUGUGAGGUCCACCAAGAACAAACCACGACUGGAGUUUGAGCUACCAAUCCCAACUUUCAUGGUGCUGUACACAAAGCAUGUCUCUUGCAAGUGCAAAUGAGUUGGAGAAGUCUAGGAAGGAACUAGCAGAUGAAUACGAGCGAGUUCAGAAAAAAGCGUUUACCAACUGGAUCAACUUUCACCUGAUAAAGGCUGGUCAAAAGGUGGAUGACCUCUACAAAGAUUUGAGAGAUGGUCGAAAGCUACUAUCUCUGUUGGAAGUGCUCACUGGCGUCAAACUGCCUAGAGAGAAGGGCAAGAUGAGGUUUCACCAUCUGCAACAUGUGGGCACAGCUCUGGAUUUCCUUCAGAAGGAGCGCAGGAUUAAGCUGGUUAACAUCCGCAGCGAGGAGAUCGUCGAUGGCAACCCUAAGCUAAUCCUGGGUCUGGUUUGGACUCUCAUCCUCCACUUUCAGAUAUCGGAUGGCAUUGGGCUUAAUUCUGAAGAUCGACCUACCUCUCCACAAGCCAUCUCCACCAAAGAUCUCAAGAAUAAGCUGCUCGAAUGGGCACAGCAGGCCACCGAGGGGUAUGAAGAUGUCAACCUGACCAACUUUGACAAGAGCUGGCGAGAUGGAAUGGGUUUUUGUGCCAUCAUCAAUCGUCACCGACCAGACCUGCUCAACUUUGACGACUGUGACGUGGACACACCUCUGGAGAACCUUGAGCUAGCUUUCUCUGUGGCAGAGAAGGAACUGGACAUUGUGAGGAUUGUGGAUCCAGAGGAUGUGUGUGUGCCCAAGCCUGAUGAUAAGGCUGUACUGACGUACGUGUCCUUCCUUCAUCACGCAUUCCCUGACAUGCCCCCUCCUCACUGGAAGAAGAAGCCCAAGGUCUCCUCUGAAGGCUACACGAGUCUGUACGAUGCUACCGAGGCCUGGAUUAAAGCAAAGACUGAACAAUCCAAGGCCAGAGAGUUUCCCAACACUGUGGAGGAGAUGAGAGCAGCCUUGGAGAGCUUUGAGAGCUCUGUCCUCAAGGAGAUGCCGGGCAAGAAGCGUGACGUAUCUACUCUGUCGGAACUAAACGACAAGCUCAAGGGACAGAAGAAGAUUAACUUACCCCCAGAGUAUGAGUACUCUAAACUAGCAGAGUCGUGGUCAGAUCUACAGAGUGAGUCUGCAGACUGCAAGAGAGCCAUGGAAGAGGAGCUGAAGCGACUAGAAGGCCUCGAGAGUCUGGCGAACCAGAUAGUCUCUGAGUGCACCAAAGUAGAGUCUGGUGUCAAUGAUUUCGAGGCUAAACUGAGUGAUUUUGAAGAGAACAGCAUGUCUAUGACUCCCGAGGAGGCAGCCAGUGUGUCGGAGGAGAUCAGGGGACAGCUGGAGACUCUGCAAGAAGGGCUGAGUCAGCAGGCUCCCCUUGUAGAGCAACUGAAGGAGGGCAACUAUCACAGCAGCGAGGAGGUGGACAAGAGAGUGAAUGCCCUACACUCUCAGCUAGAAUCCCUACUCCCCCGUCUGGAGAAAGCCUCAUCAGUUGUGGGGGAGGUUCAAGUGGUGACCGCCCUUGAGAGCAAGUUGGAGGACCUUGAACUAUGGCUGGUCACAUCUGGGAAGUUUUCCAACAAUCAAAGUAUCCUCGCGCAGAUUGAAGACCACAAGGCAUUCCAACACGAGCAGUUGUCUGCUGCUCAAGAGAGGGUGGCCCAUGUCAAUAGGAGCACCCCUCCCGGACUAGACGACAAAGUCAAAGAGGUCAAUCAGCGACUGGAGCACAUUGUCAAACAGACUAACGACAGGCUUGAUGGUUUAGAGCCCAUCAUUCAGACAAUACGGGAGUUUGACCUCCUAAUUGGACCCCUGGAGAACUGGUGUACCAUAACCUCUGAGAAGUACGACCAGCUGCAGCCGCUUGCGCUGACCGUGGAGGUGUUGCAGAAACAGAAAGAGGAGGUGGCGGAGAUACGACAGGAGAUAGACAGGCAAAAAGAGGGCGUGGAGAAAGCACAGGACGUCGCAGAGCAGUUCUUCAACGACACUGAGCCUGUGCAGAGCCUGGCAGACCGAUAUGCCCGGCGCCUCAAGUCUCGGGAGAAAGUAUCGGAGGUGCUGAGAAUUCGAGACAGUGAGGAUCUGGAGGAAGCCUCCAUCUCGGAGCAGGCUGAGGCUCUACAGAACCAGUGGUCGUGGUUGAACAGUCAUGCAGAUGAACGAGCCCGACAGAUUGACUAUCUCAUAGACAAGAUCUCCGAAUUUGAUGAUCAGUACAUUGCCCUGAGGCAGUUUGUGGACGAGGGCACGCAGCUGUGUGCCACAGAGAAGCCAGUGGGAGAGACUGCAAGCAGAGUGGAGGAGCAGAUGGAGACUUGUCAGGAAUUCCGAGCUAAGAUGUCAGCCAAGGAGCCAGUAGAGGAAGCAAUGCUAGCAUUGGGGAGGGCUAUCCUAGCAGAGCCAAACACCACCUCACAAAACGAUGCUCUCAUGAACAAACUAACUUCAUUCAUAGCAGACUGGUCCUACCUGCAAAUGGACUGGCAAAACUGGUAUGAUGAGUUACAUGCCCACUUGCAGACAUCGCAGGACCUUUCAAACCAGUUUGACAAGUUUUUGAGUGGCAUGAGUCUUCUUGAGCCUCUCUGCUCCAAACUGUUCCCAGCCAACCUGAGCAUGGAUUCUCUCCAACAGAAACUGCAUAGUCUACAAACCAAAUUCGGCAAUGAGGUGCUCUCCCCAUACCAAGAAAAGCGGGCUGUGUACGAGGACUUUAGGUCAAAGGUGCAGCUCCUACCCAACAAACAGUUGGCCGAGGAGAGUUUCAGAAAAUUUGAAGAGAUCGCCAAGUCUAUAGAAGGCCACCGUGAUGAGUUGUCUGACGUGGUGAGUGCUGUAGACGGUUGGUGGGACGAGUUGCAGGGCUGCAGUCAAUGGCUGGGGGAAACCCAACACUCACUCUCACAAGACAAGCCACUGGCCAACAGUAUGCCUCUCUUGGAGGACCAGGAGAAGAGCAUCAAGAGUGUGUGUGAGGCUGUGGAGGGCCAGCAUGAUGGGAUGGAGAGGAUGGUGGUGUGUUUGAGUGAGCUGGCCAGUCACAAGGGCCUUCUACAUCCAGCACCAGUCACUACACACAGAGACCAGCUCAAGAGUCAGUGGGACACCCUCGGCAAUGAGGUCCAAGAAAGGAGUGAUCUUUGCUCCACUGGCAGAGAGCAGCUCAACUCCUAUGCGGAUGUCUCGGUGCCCUUUAACUCCUGGCUCAAGCUUGCAGAAGAGAAGGGGAAGGAUUUCUCCACAUUGCCUCGGAGCAAGGAGGAGCUACUGAAAAGGCAGGAGGAGGUUAGAGAGUUCCACAGUGAUGUUAGUGAGCACGGAGAGGCACUUGAUGGGGUUGAGACAAAAGGUUGCAGCUUUCUCAGCACUGCUAAGGCGUACCAGUCAAUUCUCAUGAGCUACCGGCAGAGUGUGGACAGUGAGGAGGGAGUUAAACAGCCCGAGUGGGUCGUACGUGCUGAUGAGGACCCCGUCCACCUUCUGACUAUGCCCACUUUCCAGGAGGACCAAUAUGAGAACGGCAUCAGGGUUGUCAAAGCAUACUCUGGUUCGUUACGGAAGCGCUACGAUGCCAUACAGUGUUCGGUGACUGAGUUCAAAAGUCUUGUGGAUGAGGCUGUGAGCAGGAGGGCGGAGUUUGAUGCCUCCCUAGACGGUAUGUUGGAGAGACUAGAUGAGAUAGAGAGCAAGUGUGCUGAGACAGAGGAGCAGCCCUUGAGAGUACAAGAGAGGGCGGAGGUUGUCAGGUCAUUGGAAGUGGACUGUAUGGCACUUGAGCCUCAGCUGCAGACUAUUGACUCUCAGUACGACCUCCUGACAGACCUUGAUGAGGCAGGAGGUGUGUGGGAGGGUGAGGACGAGGCACGCAUUCGGAAGGAAGGCGCGGAGUCUCAACACAAGGCACUGUUGGACAGACUGAGAGGACAGAGGGAGGGUCUCAAUGCUGAGCUGUCAGAUGCUCGAGCAUUCCUUGGCUCCUUCGAGAGCUGUCUGACGUGGUUGAGAGAGACAGAGAGGAAGAUUCAACGUGAUGACCCCCUCAAACUGGAGGUGCGGGAUCUCACCACCGGGCUCACUCAUCUCAAGGGAGUGGCAAGUGACAUUACGGGGCACAAGGCAGCGUAUGAGACGCUGUGCUCUAAGUGCCAGGAGCUGAUUGAAAGGGAGGUGCAAGACUCGGAGGAAAUGCGACAUAACCUUGAUAACAUGCAGCAGAGGUGGAACGCUAUUCAGAUUGUAAAUGAUGACAUUGAGGUGAUUGAAGAGACAAUUCCUAAGCUGGAGACCUUCAACCAAUCCUACUCCCAGCUGCUCUCUAUGACAGAGGACCUCCUAGCAAAGAUCACUGCCUGCAGUGUGUCUGCCAUCUCCUCUGAUGGGCUGGAGGCCAAAGGUCAAGGAUUGCAGGAAUUGUCUAGUGAGGUGGCCACCUUGAGGACAAGCUUUGAAGAUCUCCUUAAGUCAUGUGACCUGUUUGAUACGCCAUUCGACACUACCAAGGUUGAAGCAGACAUCAGCUCUCUCAAGGACAAGAUGCACCACUGUGACAAGGGCAUAGCCAGCAAGAAAGGUGACCUAAAGACACUUGGAAAGAAGGUUGUUCCAAUGGAGGACCUCUUUCAAAAGUUUCGGUCCUGGUUGAAGGAGACAGGGUCCCAGCUGGCUUCUCUCUCACCACCUUCCAUCGAGAACCCCGGCAGGAGCAGACAGAUGCAGCAGGCAAAGGUACUGGUAGAGAAUGUCGAGACUCACAGAGAGGACCUUGAAGCCGUAGAGGACUCAGUCAGUAUAUUGUCCCCCCUUCUGGACGAAUCAGACCAGGCAGAGCUCAAGGGACAGCUGGAUGCUCUCACUGGAGAGUAUGAUGCUCUUAAGUUUAGCUGUGAGCUUUAUCCUGUGGAGCGAUGGUUGGAGGACCGCACUCAGCAACUCGGUGACAUGGCUCCCACUGGAGUCACUGUUUCUGCUCUACAGAAACAGUCCACUGCCGUCCAGGAUCUUCAGAAGUCCAUCAGCUCCUACCAGCCUAGACUAGACUCUCUAGCUUCUGCAGCCACUCAAGCUGACCUCACCAGCCAACAAGAUCCGCCUGCCAGCUCAAAGAUGGCCCAAGUUACUGCCUGUUUUGAUCAACUUAAAGUGCUGUCUGAGGAGAGAUUGAGCUUACUCAGUGGAUACUUACCUGAGGUGCAACGCUACGAGUCAUCUCGCAUUGCUUGGGAGAGUUUGUUGUGUGGAUGGGAGGGAACAGCCGGAGAUUUGCCUUUGCCUGGAGCUACACCGGAGUCCAUUCAAGACCAGAUAGAGAACAUUAAGGCACUACAACUAGCUAUCAGUGAUCACGAGCCUGAGUUUGUCUCCCUCCAACGCGAGCUCGUCAACAUCUCACAAGGUCCGACUACAGAGCCUGCAUUUUAUGACCGGCUCUCGAAAGACCUACAGAGCUCGUCGGGAAAAGACGAGCCCAGACCAGGCCAGCAGACACAAGAGGAGACAUUAAAGGACUAUCAGGAGCGGCUGGAUGCACUUAAGAGAUCUCUGGUUUCUACCGGUGAAGGGUUAGCCUCAAAGUUGGAGCAGAGUUCCCAGUUCAAGGGUGAUAUGGCAGGUCUGCUCGACUGGAUGGAUGGUGUGGUGGGUCGAAUGGACGAACUGGUCAUACGAGAUCCGAAGAGUUUGCCCAUUGAGGAGCAGUGCUCAAAAUGCAAGGAGAUGCUGGAAGCCCUCUCCUCUCACCAGAACACCAAGGACGGCCUCGUUCCUCUCUUUACUCAGCUAACUUCAGAACUUUCUGACGGCAGUGACGAGACAACACAGCUACAAAACCAGUUAGAUCAGCUCAACACAAAGUGGUCAAACCUGACUGACCAGUUACGCCAAUACCAAUCCAACCUAGACACUGCCCUGCCCCUAGCCAAGAGCCACGAGGGUGCCAUGAGCAGACUGGUACCGUGGGUUCCCAACACACUGGAGCGACUGGAGAAUUUGGGACCUCCCCCCGCUGAGCCCAACCUCGUGGAGCAGCUUAAGACUGAAGUGGAGAAUCUGAAGACUGAAUACAACACUCUAGCCCCAGUCUACUCCUCAUGUGUUGAGGGUGGCCAGUCCCUAUCCAGCAUGUGCCAGGAGGGGGAACCCAAGAAAGACAUGGAUACAGGGAUUCAAGACCUCAAGGUCCAGUGGGAUCAGCUCAACUCUCAAUUUGGAGACAUCCUUCAGAAGCUAAAUGAUGCUCUAGUACAGACCCAAGAGUUCCAGGGCAUCGCUAACGGGCUAGACCGAUGGAUGGACACUAUGGGGAGCACACUCAGACAGCAGAAACGCAUUGCAGCCAGGGUGAAGCUUAUCGAGCCACAGGUGGAAGGAUUCCGACACAUCCUCAGUGACAUAGCAGCCUAUUCUGCCACAGUGGAGCAGGCCAAGGCUAUUGGACGCUCCCUCGUUGAUGACAGCAAACCCGAGGAAAGUCAGAAAGUCACUGGGCGUCUAGAGGCACUCACAACUCAGUUCCGACAGCUAGAGUCCGUGGCUCAGACCAGGAUGGCUCGAUUAGAGGCUGCCCUCAAGUGUGCAGCUGCUUACGAGAAUGAAGGGUCAGAGUUCAACCGAUGGCUGGUUGAUGCUGAGGGGAGGUUAGGAUCACUAGAGCAGCUGGCUAUUGCCUCACAGCCCUUGAAGCAACAGCUAGAGGACGUUAAGUCAUUCAGCCAAGAUGUGGAGGCCCACACUCCAGAUAUGGGUAGGGUCACCAAGACAGAGGAGGACCUCUUUGACACAGAGCUGCCCACUAUACAACUCUGUGAAGAGCACCUAUCAAAGGCCAACGAAGAGCGGAAACUGGUUUUACCAGAUUGGCUGGAGCGUCCAGGUGCCCCUGAAGCAGUCGAAGUUGGGGUUGACUUGCGUGACCGGUUUGACGGGUUACAAGCCUCUUUGAGUGAUCGUCUCGACCAGGCCACCCAAUGUCUUGCAAGUGUGUUGGCGUAUGAGGCCGACUGUGAUAAGUUCAGUGAGUGGUUAUCCAGAGAGGUGGAGUCUAUUGGGUCUCUACCUGCACCUGCAUUCACUGUGGAGGAGCUCAAUGACCAACUAGCACAGCUUGAGAAUAUCCAGCGGGACUUCAAGAACCGAGAAGACUCUCUUGAAUCCCUGGAUGCUCUCGGCACAUCCCUCAUAGAGUCGUGUAAGUCUGAGCUCAGUGCCUCCUCUGCCAGGAUCAAGCUCUCUGAUAUUAAUGAGAUGUGGGGAGACUCUCUGGCUGCUCUGAACGGCAGGGAGGAGGGACUCAAGAAGGCUCUAGUGUUGGCUCAGACUUAUCAGGCCCUUCAUGACAGCUUUGAUGAGUGGGUUACAGACUGUGAGACAAAGGUGGCCCAACCUCUCAAGUUGGACGGAGAUCCCAAGGCACUCAAGAAACAACUCCAACAACUAAAGGCUCUUGAGGAGAACAUAGCUGAGGCCAAGUUAGAAUUGAAGAAGUUGGUCGAUGCUGGUCACAAACUGGAGGCGUGUACUGGGACCCAACCCUCCUCCCUGCCUGAUAUUGGCUACAUUGCUCUUGAGGACAGAUACCUCGCCCUCAAGAUGAAGGUGGGAGAGAGGUGUUCUAAGAUAGAGGAGGCCCUGGGUCAGGCCAGUGACUUGCGGGCACAGCUGGAUGACUUGCUCAAGCAGCUGGAGAAACUAAAGACUCAGUUAGCAGCUCACAAACCACCUCGAGUGCAGUGCACCCAUCUGGAGAGGCAGAUACAGGACCUCAACGGCACAGAAGCAGUGUUCACUGGGCUCCAGCCCAAGCUGGUGGAAGCCAAACAAGAGGGUGCUGCUUUUGCUUCCAUGGACACCAGUGCCACACCCCCUCCUGAAGGUGUACCAUCAGGAGCGAACAUUCAGGAGCUACUCACUGACCUGGACAGAGCCGAAGAUAAGGUGGAUGGUCUGCUCAAACACUGGAGGGACCUCUUGGCCAACAACCUGCAGACAGCCAACGACUUCCAACAGCAUCACAAGGAACUUUUGGACUGGGCAGCAGAAAGAGAGGUUGAGAUGGGUGGGGCUGAGCCAGUCAGGGGCGUUCCAGAAGGAGCAGAGGAACAGCUGCAGCAAAUUGAGUCAAUACAAACUGAGCUGAACCAACAGAAGGCUAAGCAGGACAGUGUGGCUGCUCUGGGACAACUAUUGACCUCCAAGUGCUCGGCAGAAGAUGCUGCCUUUGUUAAAGAUAAACUCUCUGAGCUCAAAUCUGGGUUGGAUCGAGUGCAAAGAGGUGUGGACGUCAGGAGGAGAGUGAUUGAAGAUGGUCUGGCUAGUGCCCUGGCUUUCCUGGAAGCUUGGAACGAUACAAUGGCCGCCAUUGCUGACAAGAGGGGAGAGUUAGAAGGAUUGGGAGAUGUGGGUGGAGACAUUGACACAGUCAAGGCUCAACUAGAGGAGUACAAGGAAUUCGAGGCUUCACUAUCUGAGAUUAAGCCACGGGUAACAAAGGCACUAGAACUGGGCAAGCAACUCAAAGAGAACUGCUCCUCUAUUGACGGACCUCACAUCUCUGAGCAGCUGGAUCAACUGAACAGCGCGUGGUCCCAGCUCAACUCUGACAGUCUAACGAGGAAGCACAGCCUCGAGGAUGGCCUCUUGCAGCUUGGUCAGUUCCAGGAUGCCCUGGGGGAACUGCUGGCAUGGAUACUGGACUCCACUGCCAAGCUCUCCAAUGCCCCUCUGCCUGGAGUUAAAGUGGGCAGCGUAGAGACUCAGCUUAGGGACCUGCAGGCUAUAGAGUCUGGCAUUGGCUCACAUGCUCCAAGUGUGGCCUCCCUGAACAGUGCAGGGGAGAAGCUAGGGACACCCUCCAACAAUGCGGCAGACAUACAGCAGGACCUGGACAACCUCAACAGCAAGUGGGAUGAACUGAAAGGCCUGGCAGCAAGCAGAAGCACUGCACUGCAGGAGGCCCUCCCCCAGGCACAGUCAUUUGAAGACCGUUGGAAGAAGGAGCUGUCCUGGCUGACAGAGGCUGAGGCUAGGACCUAUGCUGAUUGGAGACCCUGUGGACUGCCACUCACCUGUCAGGAAGAUUUUGACAAACACAAUGAGUUCACUAAUGAGGUUGAGAGUCAUCAAGAGCCAAUUAGUCAGCUGAAAGCAGAAGGGGAUGCUCUGAAGGGACAGGGCAAUCAGGAGGACCAGCGAGUGGUUGACAGGUGGCUCGGAGACAUCCUCAAGAGAUAUGAAGACCUCACGUUCAGCCUGGACGAGAGAGAGGCACAGAUGAGUUAUGCUACAGAGCGAGCUGGUGAGUUUGACCAGCUCUACUGCGACCUAAGAGACAAGGUAGGGGCACAUGAGGAGAGUGCAGAGCAGCAGGGCAAUAUACGAUCAGAGGUGGAGGCUGUCAAAGAGCAGAUGGAGGAGCAUAAGGAGUUCAUGCGAGUAUUGGGAGAGCUUGAAGGUCGGUUGGAAGAGCUAGACGGAUGGGGGCAGCUGCUCACCAAGGACUGUGUCAAAGCUGAUGGGCAGGUCAUCGAGGACAGAGUGGAUGAGCUAAAGUCUAAAUUGGAAGCACUGAUCUCGGGGGGCAACGAUCGUCAGGCAUCCCUUGAGGAGUCUCUUCUCUCUCUGGGAGAGUUUGAGGAGGCCUAUGAUGAGUUGUGGGCAUGGCUCGCCGAAGUACUAAGGCAGUUGGAAGAGGCGGAGCCUAUCACUGGAGAUCCAGACGCUGUCUCUGCACUGCUCAGCAGGCAUAAGACUCUUCAGAAGCAGCUUGGCGCUCGUCUGGCCAGCAAGAAUGCCGUUUCACGAGCUGGGAAGCUACUUAUAAAGACCAAGACCGGUGAGGACAAAGCAGUGCUCAAGAAGAAACUAGCAGACCUGGACAGAGAAUGGGACAAGGCUUGCUCCGUCUCAGUUGACAGACAAGACAAACUCGAGAAUGCUUACCAAGAGUUAGCAGAGUUCAGGUCCUACGUUGGCCCCCUUCGCUCGUGGACGUCCAAGGUGCUUCCCACUCUGGAUGACUCUGAGCCAGUCCACGGUGACUUGCACACAGUAGACUCCCUCUUAGCAGCACACGAGGUCGUGCAACAAGAUCUUGGAGCGUAUCAAGAGAGCAUGGACGAAGCCAAUGCUAUUGGAGGUCACCUCAUUGCCGAGGUGUUGGACGAGCCCUCUGUUACACAGACAGACCUCAGUGAACUAAACGAGGCCUGGGGCAACGUGUGUCAGCGCUCAGUGGCCAAACAGGGGAGACUGGAGGAGGCCUACAGAGCUGCCGAGGCUUUUGAGGAUGAGUACGAAAAUCUGUUGAAAUGGAUCGAUGACGAGGCUGCUCAGUUACAGGCACUACCUCCUCCUGAUGAUGACUCCACUACACUACAGCAGCAGAUAGAUGAGCACAAAGAGCGGAGUCAGAAUGUGACCUCAAGACAGCCAGACUUUGACCAGGUGUUGGGAGACGGUCAGAACCUGCUGGCUGUGGCCCACCCCAAAGCUGUACCAAUACUGCAGUCCAAGCUACAACGAUUAGAGCGCAAGUGGAUGGAGCUAAGGGGCCACAUUGGUGCACGUAGUGAGGCAUUGGCGUCAGCCCUACUGGAUCUACAUGGCUUGCAGGACAUGUUGGACAAGCUGUGGGGGUGGGUGAGCGAGGCUGAGGCCACCAUCAAAGAGACAGAACUGGUACCUAUAGAAAACAAUCUGGAGGCAGUCGAGCAACAACUCACAGAUCACGAAGCCUUCCAGGAGGAUAUGGCAACUCAACAGCCCAACAUGGAUGCUCUGAACAAGGCAGCAAAGAAACGGAAGGCCUCUCAUCCCAAUGCCAACCCUGAGAUGACCAAGAAAAUCAGCAGCCUCUACAAGCGAUGGCAGAAACUCUGGCUAAGGUCUUCCGAGAGGCACCGACAACUACUCGAGGCUAAGACAAGACUGAAUGAUAUAGCACUGGCUAGGUCGUUUGAUUUCGACAAAUGGAGAAAGCGGUUCAACACAUGGGUGGACCAGCAGAAGCUUAGAGUAAGCGACCUGUUUCAUCGGUUUGACAGCAACCAUGAUGGCAUGCUUACCAGAGAAGAGUUCAAAAAGGCAUUGAAAGCAUCAGGUCUGGCAAUGACCCAAAUAGAGUUGGAGAAGAUUGCUGACUCCUUCGACAAGGGCCGCAGUGGUAUGAUUGACCUGAGUGCCAUCCUGGGUGUGCUUAAAGGACGAACACAGCGACGACCACGCCCACUCUCACAGGAGACCUUGACAGACGAUGCCAAAAUUGAAAAUGAGAUUAUGCGCCAGGUUUCUAAGUGCACAUGCACCAAGAAGUUCUUAGUGACGCGAGUGUCCGAGGGGAAAUACAGGUUUGGAAACACUCAGAAGCUUCAACUGGUUCGUAUCCUACGCAGUACAGUCAUGGUGCGAGUUGGCGGAGGGUGGCAGCCACUAGAAGAGUUUUUACUCAAAUAUGAUCCUUGCAGAACCACGGGACGUACCAAUGACAGUCUACGUGGCUUGCUGACUGCCGCACCCGGACUAGCUACAACUGGAUUUAGGACCAAACAGAGCUCACAGCUAGCAACUAAGAACGAGGCCUUGAGACAAGGUGCUGCAGACAAAGGUUCCACUCACACUUAUCCUCAUGGACGCCAAGAAACAACCAUCGCCACCAAGAAGACUGCGAGGUCGUCACAUAGUAGGGAUACAACUCCAACUCGUGAAACCAAAUCGAAACAAGCUGUAUCUGGACGAAGCACACCUCUGGGACGAUCUCUGGGCGUUGGUGAUGCUCUUUCAAGCAAGUGUACCACAGCUACCAAAGUCCAGUCUUCUCAACCGCGACCAACCACACCUAGCUCUGAAAAAAAAGUGGUUCGUUCCACCACACCCAGCUCUGAAAAAAAAGUGGUUCGUUCCACCACACCCAGCUCUUCAAGAACUACUUCAAUCCGCCCAACCACACCAAGUUCUACUCGGCCCACCUCUGUCAAGACGUCACCUCGGCGUGCCUCCUCUACAUUGACAUCAACAGCUGCGUCAAAGAAAACCUCACCCUCACCCAAACACAUCCGACCAACGACACCUACUAGCACAAGCGGGAGAAGUGUGGGUGCACAGAAAGGGAGUCGAAUACCCACACCCAAGAGUAAACUACCAACAAAGACUUCUUGAUUAUAACUAGUGGCAUGCGUACGUGCAUGCAUGUAUUUGCAUAAGGCAGCUCAAAAUAUAGAAAGUGAGUAUUCAAGGUUUAGCUAUAUCCUCUACAUGUAUAAUAAUUAUGUAGAUUAAUUUUUAUGCACAAGGCAGGUACGUAUUCUAUUAGCAGUCCAGUCAAAUUUGUAGAUAUAUAAUUGUUUAUCCUCACACAAUCGCUUUAAUUUUUGAUUGUGUCACACUCUUUUUAUUUGGCUAGCAUCAAAUGGCUAUAUAACUUAUAUAGUUACUAUGUUCAUCCCCAUUAUAAACAAAUUCUUUUUAUAAACAAAAUUUCAUCAAAUGGCUAAAUGUUAUCACA